This is a messenger RNA of Jaminaea rosea, 1770 nucleotides long. RefSeq names its product putative VRG4-golgi GDP-mannose transporter. NCBI's taxonomy places the organism in Eukaryota, Fungi, Basidiomycota, Exobasidiomycetes, Microstromatales. The record is from RefSeq and is a predicted model, not a curated record. The transcript is spliced from 2 exons. Bases 120 to 1598 code for a protein of 492 amino acids. Gene Ontology annotation, cellular component: Golgi apparatus. Gene Ontology annotation, molecular function: antiporter activity; GDP-mannose transmembrane transporter activity.
CAAGCCUCCGCCGUUACUUCGUGUUGCUUUUGGCUGAAUUUCUUCGCACCUCGAGAGGCAUAGCAUAGCAGAGCCCUCUUCUCUUUCGAUCCUCAUCCACAAUUGCCCCUCGCGCUGAGAUGUCAUCAAGAUCCUUCUUCGCGCCAGAAGGCCAACAGCAAGCUGCUUCGACGACUACGGAGCACGGAAGGCAGUCCCCACCGCCCUCGUCUGGCAAGGACGAUGACAGGCAGCCUUUCCUGCCUAAUGGCAACGCGACUGGCAGGCGAGGCAGCGUAGGCGCCAGCAGCGGCGGCGGCAGUGGUGGGCAGAUGCACUUGGGAGGAGCAAGUGACUCCUUGUCGGGCGUCAAGGCCCUGCCCCCCAUCCUGAGCUACUGCUCAGCUAGUAUCAUGAUGACCGUCGUGAACAAGUUCGUCCUCAGCGGCGCUCACUUCAGCAUGAACCUCAUCGUCCUCCUCAUCCAGUCCAUCGUAGGAGUCCUCUGCGUUAUCGCAGCCAACAAAUUCGGCCUCAUCGAGCUGCGUCCCCUCAACUACCGUGACGCCCGAAACUGGGCGCCCAUCUCCACCCUACUGGUCCUCACCAUCUGGACGGGCAGCAAAGCGCUCCAGUACCUGAAUAUCCCCGUCUACACCAUUUUCAAGAACCUCACGAUCAUCUUGAUCGCGUACGGCGAGGUCAUCUGGUUUGGCGGCAGGGUGACCCUCUUCACCUUCUUCAGCUUUAUGCUCAUGGUCCUCUCGUCGAUCAUUGCAGCUUGGAACGACAUCUCCCGCGCUUUGGCCAUCGCCCAGCUCUCUAUCCCGCACACGCCGGACAACAUCUCAGACGGCAAGACCUUUGACCCCAACACGCACAACCCAAUUGCAGCCUUUGACCCCUUGGAGAACGAGAAGGCCAAGCUCAACGCAAUGCAAGCCGCUGGAGCCAACACAGACGGGGACGUGCUGGACGGUAUGCAUGGGUGGGGGCUGCUCAACUCUGGCUACAUGUGGAUGGCUCUCAACUGUCUCGUGUCUGCAGCGUACGUCCUUGCGAUGCGCAAGCGUAUCAAGUUGACAGGCUUCAAGGACUGGGAUACGAUGUAUUUCAACAACCUCCUGUCUAUCCCCGUCCUCCUGAUCAUGUCACUCCUCGUCGAGGAUUGGUCGUCAGCAAGCUGGCAGACCAAUUUCCCCGCCGACCGCAGGUCGGGUCUCCUGACAGCUAUCGUUUUCAGUGGAGCUUGCGCCGUCUUCAUUGGAUACACGACGGCGUGGUGUGUCCGCACGACCAGCAGCACAACGUACAGUAUGGUCGGAGCCUUGAACAAGCUUCCCCUCGCCGUGAGUGGCAUGGUCUUCUUCCACGACCCGCCCGUCUCCGUCGGGUCAGUCUCCGCCAUCUUCGUCGGCUUCCUCGCUGGAGUCGUCUACGCUAUGGCAAAGAAUGCUCAAGCGGCGGCAACGAAGAGGGCUGCGGCGGCUGCGGCUGCGAGUGGGAGCACGUUGGGCGAGUCGGCCGGCGCGCUUGGUGGGGAGGGAGGUAGCGGCAAGAGCAAGGAUGGGUUGGGGGAGAUCCCGAUGCACAGGAUGGAUGACAGGAGGAGAGAUUGAGGUCACCGUGUAUGAGAGGCUACUCGAUAUGGAGUGGCUAUGCUCGAUUUUGCAAGUUUAAAGCUGCGAGGAAGAAGCUUCUCGAUGGGUAUCUGAUAGCCGCACAUUGUAUCAUGCUACAAGAAGAAUGAUUGAUUCGCAUCGAAGCACCAUAAGCAUGGCAGAUGAUAGC